AUGGAGCCAGCUGGGUUUGGCCAAGAAAGGACCAGGAGAGGCUGGAUCAUGGGGCAUCUCUGCUCCCUCCUGGCCACAGCAUUGCUGGCAAUGAGCCUGGUGCAGGCUUGUGAGCAGCCAAAGGGAUCUCCCCGCAUUGUGGGGGGUAAUGAUGCCGAGAAUGGGUCCUGGCCCUGGCAGGUCAGCAUCCGUGAAGGCAGCAACCACAUCUGCGGAGGGUCCCUCAUUGCUGAGAGCUGGGUGGUAUCAGCAGCUCAUUGCUUUGAUGGGGACAAGUCUGCCUAUCAUGUGAACCUAGGGGAAUAUCAGCUCCUGAACCCCUCUGAAAGUCUGGUAUCUUUUCCCAUCAAGGAGAUUUACCGCCACCCCAGCUACACUGAUAUGAGGUCCAGCGGUGAUAUUGCACUGGUGGAGCUGGAAACCCCUGUGAGCUUCAAUGAAGUUAUCCGCCCCAUCUGCCUUCCAGCCUCCUCUGUGGAGUUCCCCGCGGGCAUGGAGUGCUGGGUGACCGGCUGGGGUAACACUCAGUACGGAGGGAGUCUGACAGCCCCCAAAACACUGCAAGAGGUGCAGGUUCCCCUGAUAGACAGAGACACCUGCAACAGCCUCUUCAACACCGGCUCAUACCCAGACGACCCUAAGGAGAUUGAUCCCAUCAAGCAGGAUAUGAUCUGCGCAGGGUAUCCACAAGGGGAGAAAGAUGCAUGUCAGGGUGACUCUGGGGGACCCUUGGUCUGUGAAUUGGACAGCACUUGGCUCUUGGCUGGGGUGGUGAGCUGGGGCGUGGAAUGCGCGCUCCCCAACCGCCCAGGGGUCUACAUUUUGCUGCCCCCCUACGCUGACUGGAUCCAAGGCUACAUCUCCCCUGAGCCUGGCAUGUCCGUCAUGCAGCCCAACACCGCCUCAUAG
This is a messenger RNA of Chelonoidis abingdonii (Abingdon island giant tortoise), 909 nucleotides long. Its product is annotated as serine protease 33-like. The record is from RefSeq and is a predicted model, not a curated record. Gene Ontology annotation, molecular function: serine-type endopeptidase activity. Gene Ontology annotation, biological process: proteolysis. NCBI's taxonomy places the organism in Eukaryota, Metazoa, Chordata, Testudines, Testudinidae.